Bemisia tabaci is the source of this 13190-nucleotide messenger RNA. RefSeq lists its product as uncharacterized. The record is from RefSeq and is a predicted model, not a curated record. Gene Ontology annotation, cellular component: transcription factor TFIIIC complex. Lineage: Eukaryota; Metazoa; Arthropoda; Insecta; Hemiptera; Aleyrodidae. Gene Ontology annotation, biological process: transcription by RNA polymerase III. Gene Ontology annotation, molecular function: protein binding; DNA binding.
CCUAACUUUGACUCUGAUUAACUUACACUUAUACUUACGUGUGAAACAUGGUGUGAUUUUAAUUUUCGUGUUAUCAUUUUCAGUCAUGAAAUGGACGAGCCGUAUCUUCAAACCGAUUUAAGCUAUUUUUCCUCAAGCAAAUGUGAGCCAUAGUCUCAAAUUUUCCGCGCAAACUGUCCAGCUUACUGCCAUGCCUGUCCAUUAACCAUGUACUUACGGAGCCACCUAGCCAUUAAACGGGAAAUGAUGUUACUGUCUCUCAGUAAGAAGCGGUGCCAAGAAUAGGAGACAAUUCUCUAGGCCAAAAUCCAGUUGAAAUGGACAGAGUGAAACAUGUGGCGAAGCUUGGUUCAUCUGAAGACGAGGGGCAUCCGUCUCGCACAUCAGGGAAUCAAGAAAUAAGUGCCCCAUCCAAGGAAACUUACACUAGAAAAAGAUCGUGCCAUAAAGCUCACAUUAAUUCAUGGAAAAUAUUCUUAGAGAAAGAUGGCUUCAUUAGGUGUCACUUCCAAGGCUGCAAGUUUACAGCCCAAUCCGUUGAUGAAAUGAAGGAACAUUUUGGAUAUUGUAGAGGGAAUCUAGAUGUAAAGGCUCCAGCAAUUCAAACUCAAGAAAUAAAGGUCCCAGCACUUCAGGCGCAAGAAAUAAGGGCCCCAUCAAAGAAUACUUACAUCAGAAAAAGAGCUUUCCAUAAAGCUCAUGUUAAUUCAUGGAAUAUAUUCUUGGAGAAAGAUGGCUUUAUUCGGUGUCACUUGCAAGGCUGCAAAUUUAUAGCACUAUCCAUCGAUGAAAUGAAAGGACAUUAUGGAUACUGUAAUGGGAAAAAUCUAGGCGCAGCAUACGAGUGUCCGUUCUGCAAAGGACAAACAACAACGGCAGACCUUUUAAAUACUCAUAUUCAGCGUUCACAUGUUCUGUCUGAUGUUGUCACCACGAUCAUUGAGAAAGAUGCUAAAAUUGGAGGAACAAAUAAUGAGGCAGAAGUGUGCAUCAAAGACACAAUUAACAUGAAAGCUCUUCUGGUAGGAUGGCGGAGUGAUGGUUACCUUUGCUGUCCAUUCCAAUGCAAUACAAUUCUGAAGAAACUGUUCCCAUUUACCACUCACCUAACCUCGUGUAAAAAAGCUCCUUCCAAGUUCAGAGCUGUUUGUAUUUGUGGCUCCAUACUCGACAAUACCCUAACAUUUCUACAUCAUACUACAGUGUGCGAUGCAAUCGAAUUCCAUGUGAAAAAUGUGAACACCUACAACUUUGACCUUCAAGAAUCGGAAGAGGUCUUAAAUGCAUGGAAAAAUCUCAUAGAGGAAAAGGGUUUUGUCCGCUGCAACCGUUGCGCCUGUUUGACGUUCCACACUGAAAGUACAGCUCAGCAUCAUUCUGCAUGUCUAAAAGAAUCAUCAACUGCACAAAAAUAUGAGUGCCCGUUCUGUAGCGGUUGGACGAAAUCAAUUGAUUUACUGUCAAAACACGUGUUUUUCUCACACUCCACAAAUUCAGAAGCCCUGGGAUCUAUACUGCCUGAAUAUAAUGUACCUCUUGUGCAAAUUGAAGACUCAUACUUCAAGAUUAAUAAUGAGUUUAUUUGCCAGUAUUGUGAAAAGCGAUUUGAAAGCCCCGGAGAUAUUCAAGAACAUAUGAACGAAGCUCAUCUUGCGAUCAUUGAAGGAAGGGGUUUCAGCAGUUUAGUAGAUUAUUGGAAGUCUCAGCUUGAAACAAUGUGUCUAUGCAGUUGUCCUAAAUCUGUCUGCUCGUUUUCCACCGACUCUGUCACAGAAAUGAUUCAACAUUUCGUCCAUUGCAAAAAGUUAAAUGAAAACAACGGUCUGAACGAAAGGGAGGAUAUGAGGUGGGAAACAACAAGUUCACCAGGUGCCUUUGAAGAUUUUCCAACGACGAGUGACCAAGCAGAGUACCUUGAAUCGCCCCUUCUAGUGGAGUGCAAUAUCAAGAAUUCGAGAAGUACUCCCUCUUCAUUGAGAGGAAUGGUGACAAGUGAACAGCAAUGGAACGUUAAUGUUGCCAAACGAGUGAAAAAGUCUGUGAUUCCCAGGAAUUUGUCAAUAGGAAAGCGUCGGAAAGAAGCUUCGCAGACAAAAAAUCUUGCCUCCCAAGCAAGAAAUCAACCAAAAAUGACGAAGUCUACAUUACGCCAAAACGUACAAAAAUUACCUUGUAAAAUGCACAUUAGCAUUAAAAAGAAAGUGCAGUGUAGAAAGGCAUCCACUAGAACAAUUUUGACCUCAAAUAUUCCCACUGGUUUGUCUCCUGGUUUUGAAGCUUGCCGAAAUGAGUGGAAGCGGCUCUUAAACUCCUCAAGCUCAAAAGUUAGUGACAAUUUACCUGGAGAUAUUGAUACUGUAAGGUGCGGCGCUUGUGGAGUGGAAGUUGCUGCGGAUUCUUUUCAGAAGCAUAAGAUGAUCCAUUAUGGACUUUGUUGGGUGGAAGGAGAAGAACCUAUCAAUUUCAGCGAUGAAAAAAGUUCUCUAAAGUUAUUAGUCGAUUUUACAGCUGAACUGCCUGAGCCAGAGCGUGCAAAAAUAACGAAAUUCCGUUGUUUUCGUUGUCAGAGAGUACAAGAUAUUGCCUUUGACCACGUGAAACACUUGAAGAACUGUAUUUUAAGAGAUAGCAGUAAUUUUUUAGGGUCAGGUAGCUCCACGAGUUUAAACCAGCAGCCGUCAGAUAUCGAUUACAUCACUGAAGUAGAAACAGUCGGCCUUGAAUCAGAAGAACUAUCGACAGAAGAUCCUUUGUACAAUUUCACAGAUAGUCCGGACUGUGAAGUCUUGACAAUUGAUGAGUCCGAGUUUGUUGUUUGUGAAGAAGUUGUUUUAUCGGAGACUCAGUGCGAGACUGAUCAGAUUUCAUCUGAGGGCCAAUGUCAAGAGACCAUGAAUGUUGAGUUUUCCAACAGUGACGGGAUUGAAUCUGUCACUCUCGUUAAUGUGCUAGAACCAGGAAGCCCAACUCAAGUGUCUGAGGAAAUUAACUGUGAAUCAUUUGAUCAGAGUGAACAUUCCUCUGAGGUAUUCAAUACAAAUACUGCUGAAAAGGCAAAUAGUUAUCUGGCUAAGCAAACCUACAAUGACAAGGAUAGCAACAAAGGAUCGGAACAGUGUGUGAACAGUCAAAAUUCGGAACAAACGGAAGCCUCAGCCAACAGCAAUAAUUUCAAUCAUCCCAUUACAUCAGAUCUGUUAGAAAAUCUUACUCCCCAGAGUGAUGUCAUCACAGAAGAAUUCACUGUUGAUUUGAUGAAUGGUCGUCUUGUUCUUAAUCCUGUUGCAACUGGUUGUGAAAGGAUCCAUAAUGAGUCGGAGCAUUUGGUAACAGAUGGAAUAAAGGACUCGACCGGUAAAACUGAGAGUACCUCCAGCAAAACAGUUAAAUGUGGAGCAUGCAGGGAAGAAAUGGAACUCAGUACUUAUGAACAGAAUCACAUCGAUGAGCAUUAUGGGCUUUGUUGGCUCGAGGGGAAACCACCAGUGAAUCUGAAGGACGAUGAACUUUGUUUCACUAUUCUAAAUGAGUACAUGUCCUCAUUUCAAAGUCAGGAAGAACGGAAUUCUAUGGUUUUUUGUUGCUUCAAGUGCAGAGGAAACUUAGACGGUCGGAUAGAAUACUUGAAACAUAUUAGAGUUUGUUUAUCCCAAGAGAAUGGUUUACAAGAACCAAGGUUAAGCCCUAGUGAGAAAGAAAACUGGAUAGAAAGCACUUUGACAUCCAGGUCAAAAGCAAAUAAAUCUAAUGGUAGGAUGAUACCGAUGAAAAGAAAGUAUUUACCAACAGACUCGGUAAAAUGUGGCCUUUGCAAAGAACAGAUGACCUACGAAUUUUAUAUGAAGAAGCAUCGAGAUAGACACUUUAAACUUUGCUGGAUCGAUGGUGAAACUCCUUUAGACUUUUUUGAUGAGAAGCGGUGUAUGAGCACUCUUAUGGAGUAUCAGUCGCUUUUUACCAAAUCAAGAAAAAAUGAUCCAAAAUGUUUUAGUUGUUUCAAGUGUAGAGAAAACCAUAAAAAUGCGCCUAGUCAUUUGCGGCACCUCAUCGUUUGCGUUGCCAGAAAUGAAUUCAGGAACAAACGCCACUCUUCCAUCGUAGGAAAUCAAAUGAGCACCUCUAAUUUACCAGCACGAAUCGAUAUUGAAGCUAAUCAAUCUGUCCCUGUAUCUGGAACCAGCUCAGUUAAGGAGUCUGAAACUGGUUCAAAGUCGGAAGUGAACACUGAUAUCAAAGAAAUAAAUGCCCAACAUUCUUUAAAACCAAGGGAAAUCGACAAGAGUCCAUCCGAACCUUCUCAUUUAACAGAUGAAAGAUCUGCUUCCGUAAAAUCUCCAGUAGGGAAGAGGAGCCGUCUUUCAACAGAAGCCGCUGAACAGGAAAAAACUAGUUCAACCAGUUGUGAUAGCAUAGAGAAAAAUCCCGGUAAAAACCGUCGCAAGCAGAAGCUCACAGAAAGAUGCAACUUAGAUACUAUAAGUCCUCCAGAAGAAGAGCCAUCCUCUACUGGUGACACCAUAGAGACCUGUGGGGAUGAUGAGAACACUUCCGAUUAUGUGGAUAAAGAAUCAACGAAUGUCUUAGGUGGAAAACCCAGGGGUCGUAGAAAAAACCAGAGAAGUGUCGAGGGAAAAGAAGUGCCAGCGACAAUUUCGGUAUCUGAAAGUGCGACUGGGUCGUGUGAAAGUACCUCUUCAGAAACUCUCUCUUCCUCAGCUCUACGACAAAGUCAUAGUCGAUCAAAUAUGGAUCACAUUAAUUCGAAUAUGACAGGUAGAGCCGUUUCAAAGCGCAGAAUUAGUGAUAGUCGAAAUACCAUUAACUCAUGUGAUUUGAGCAUGAGUGAAAGUCUAGAAGUUUCAAAUAUAGGUAUUCAUUCCAGUACGUGUGUUUCAGAUAUUGAUUCUAAAACUGAUGACACUUUACAUGACAGAAGUAGUAAGCGAGGUCGAUGGAAGAAAAUGCCUCCAGAUAAUAGGCCUGCUGUAAAUAAUGAAGAACUGGAGGUCACCAACGAAAUAGAAUCAGCUAAAAUUCAAAGUGAUACACUAGAUGUAUGCAGAUCAAAUGAAGAUUCUCUGGCAGAAAUUAUCCCUGAAGACAAGAGGCGGUCAAGAGGUCGUCCUAGAAAGAAGUCUGCCGAUGACUCUUUAGAAAAAACUGAUGUGAUGUCGGAAAGUAUGCUUUCUUGUAAAGAUAAGGAGGUUCAUUUUUUAGGUGAAGAUGAAAUGCAAAAGGAAUCAGGCAUCGGAAGUGAUCCACUGAAGAAAAGUAGUGACAAGUGCAUGCGCAAUACCAAAAUGACCAGUGACAGCUCAUCAGAGAUCAUUGAAAUGCCAUCUGAAAGUGCAGACGAUCAAGCAAAAAAAAUGUCUAAUCCUACAAUUGCUUCAGAAAGUAAUGAAAAAAUGUCUGAAAUCAAUAACCCAGAGAAAAUAAAGCAGGGUAGAGGUAGGCCAAAAUCAAAGUCUCGGGGUGAACACUCGAGGGAAGAUUUUAUUUCAACUACUAUAGAUGCGACAAUUUUAUCUGAGAGAACCGUUAUGACUGAGAAUCCAUCCAAAAUGAACAAUCCGCAGGAAAUAGGAUCUGAAAAUGCCAGAAAAGAGAGGAAAAGAGAUGUUACCGAAAAAGAUGACACUUCAUCAGAAAUUGAAGAUACUGCAGAUCACUCAAAAAUUCAUGCAGCUUUUAAAUUUGAGUUGGAAAAUAAUUCACCCCAAAUCAGUGGCUCACUAACCAAAAAGCGUGGCAGAGGAAGACCAAAAUUAAAUACAACAGGGGAGAAUUUUUCUGAAGGAGAUACAAAAUUGACGGAAAAUUCUUUUAUAGAAAAAGAAAUCCAAAAAUCUACAGCUGAUUCUAAUGUUGAAAAAAAUUCACCCCUAAUCAGUGGCUCCAUAACUAAAAAGCGCGGCAGAGGUAGACCAAAGUUGAAUUCUAUAGGAGAGAAUUUUUCUGAAGAAGAUACAAAAUUGACUGAAAAUUCUCUUAUAGGAAAAGAAAUUCCAGAAUCUACAGCUGAUUUUGAUGUUGAAAAAAAUUCACCCCAAAUCAGUGGCUCACUAACUGAAAAGCGCGGGAGAGGCAGACCAAAGUUGAACUCAACAGGGAAGAACUUUUCUGAAGGAGAUACAAAAUUGACUGAAAAUUCUCUCAUAGAAAAAGAAAUUCCAGAAUCUACAGCUGAUUUUGAUGUUGAAAAAAAUUCACCCCUAAUCAGUGGCUCACUAACUGAAAAGCGUGGGAGAGGCAGACCAAAGUUGAACUCAAGAGGGAAGAACUUUUCUGAAGGAGAUACAAAAUUGACUGAAAAUUCUCUCAUAGAAAAAGAAAUUCCAGAAUCUACAGCUGAUUUUGAUGUUGAAAAAAAUUCACCCCUAAUCAGUGGCUCACUAACUGAAAAGCGUGGGAGAGGCAGACCAAAGUUGAACUCAACAGGGAAGAACUUUUCUGAAGGAGGUACAAAAUUGACUGAAAAUUCUUUUAUGGAAAAAGAAAUUCCAGAAUGUACAGCUGAUUCUGACGUGGGAAAAGAUUCAGCCCAAAGUGGGAAUUUUCAAGAGAAAAAGCAAGGUAGAGGCAGGCCUAGGUCGAACAUCACUGUGAAAAAUGUUACAGCAGGAGGCAAGAAAGUAAUUGGAAAUGAUUCUCAGGAAACAAGGAAAUCUAAACUUACUUUAGAUUCCCUAAGUAGAGAAAAUUCACCUGAGACUUGCGGCUUGCAGCUGCAAAAACGUGGCAGAGGCAGACCAAAAUUGAAUAUGACUGUGGAAAAUGCGAGAGAAGACAAAAAAGACACUGAAAAUACAGAGUCCAAUGAUUCCAUUGACGCCUAUAGCCUCGAUAAUAAUGAAAGAGCAGGAACCGAGGGUAUUUCCAGUACCAGCAAAUCAGAACCGUUCAAACGUGGGAGAGGUAGACCUAGUAAGAAACAAAUUGGUGAGGACUCUGAAGAUCACAAUGUAAUUCCUGAAAAUUGCACCAUCCUAGAAAAAACAAAGGCGGCUAUCUCGAAUGAGACACAAAUGAUUGAAGGUUCACCAAUCCCUGGUGGUUCUCAAAAGAAAAGAGGCAGAGGUAGGCCAAGUAUGAAACAAAUUAGUGCGGAUAUAGAAGAUAAAGAUAUAAUCCCUAAAAGCGGUGCCAUUUCAGAAAACACAAAGACAGCUGUCAUGAAUGAGACUAAAAUGGUAGAAAGUUCCCCUGUCCUUGGUAUUUCUCAAAAGAAGAGGGGCAGAGGCAGACCAAGCACAAAGUUGCGUGACAGUGGACAUAUUUCCAUAGAAAAUAGUGAAGAAUGUGAAGAAGCUUCUUCAGUAAUCAAUACAAUUGGUGCUGGGAAAAGAAAAAGAAAAUCUGUUGAAAUAGUAUAUUCUGAAGGUGACUCACAAAUCCUCCUAAGUGAGAGGCCCAAGCGUAGCAGGCUUGCCAAUGAAGAACAGUCCAUUGAAAGUUCAGAGAUGGAUUGCAAUGAUGGUGAUGCGAAGACUUUUCCAAGCAAGAGGUCUCGCAGCAGCAGGCUGAAAACAGGAGAUACCAGUGAAAAAAUGUUUUAUAAUGACAGAAGUAGUACGUCUAAUGGAGAGUCCAAUCGAGGCAACACAUCUCGAAAAGUGUCUUAUAAGGAGUCACCAGAGGGAUCCUCUGAAGAUGAAAAAGAUGAUGUCCCUCCUAAAAAAGAUUCUGUAAAACGGAAAAAGAAACAAAAUGUUGACAGUGAUAAUGAAUUCAAUACUGACGAUUUUGUUGAUGAAAAUGAAGGCAAGGACGAAAGAAGAAAAACAAAAAAGAAAAGCCCGGCCAGUAAGUCAAAAGUUGACCGUAAUGAACCGUUGAGUGAAGUAACUAUUAAUGAAGAUGAGGACCCUGAAUUAUUCUCUAAAUACCAACUUACAGAUAAAGUCAAGUGUGCUGUUUGCGGAGAGGAAAUGACCUUUGAAAACUUUUGGAAGGUUCAUAGAGAAAAACAUUACAAACUUUGCUGGAUUGAAGGUGAGACGCCUUUGGACUUCUUUGAUGACAAUCUUAUGAAGGGUAUUUUAACUAAAUAUCAGUCAAAAUUCCUUCAGUUAAAAAAGAAGAAAAUUACCAAAGUAUACCAUUGUUACAAGUGUAGCGACAUUCAAAGGAGCCAUAUCGGUCACUUGAGUCAUGUCCGCAUUUGUUGUGUACCGCCUGAAGACAGGCAGAAAGCUUUGGUGGCAUGUGAACAUUGCGACAAAUUGAUUAUGCGACCCAGCAUGACAACUCACUUGAAAAAUUGUACUGUUUUUGAAAGCAUCAAACUAGCAGCAGUUUCUCAGGAGAGCCCAGGAGGCGGGGCUCCACGGUCGCGACGGUCGGCUGCGCUCAAAGCUGAGACUACGAUUAAACAACUGACGGACAGUCUUAUGGAUUCAAAAGAAGAAAAGAAAUCAAGAUUUAAGACCAAUGAAAGUGAAGAUGAUGAUUUCAAUGCCGGAGACGACAGUGGGAGUGAAGAGGAGGAAGAAUUGAGUGAUGAUGGCAGCAGAGAGAAGAAAGGAGGUUCAAAAAAUAUGAAACUAGCUUACCAUCACAAACCAAAGAACCGCUUGACUGCUGUCAUAGUACGAAACUGGGAGAAAACCGUUGCCAAAGGUGAGGAGGCCUUGUGUAUAUACCCAGGUUGCACCUAUAAAUCUGCCGACUUAACAACUUUGAAAGACCACUUCCAGUUUUGUCCUCAAUCAGGUCCGAGUGAUGAUUUCUUAUGUGCUUUAUGCACUUUCAAAACAUCAGAUGAAGUAGCAAUAGGAGCUCAUGUCCAUACUGCUCACAAAAUUAAUCUCAAACAAGGUGCCUUUUACGUACCUGAACGAAUUGUAGAGCCUUUUGUGGCACUGUAUCCUCCCAAAGAUGCAAAUAGGCUAGAGACUAAUCGCAUCAGUAAAUUCGGUUUUACUUACCAGUGGACACUGGAAUUUGUGAGGGAAAAACUGGGAGACUCCCCCAAUUUUAACUCCUUAAAUAACAUUCAAAAUCCAAUACCGAUCGAAGACGAAACCCUUGAUGUGUACUUACCAAAAUGCCGCGAAUCUGUGACAGUGUUUCCUAUCAAAAAUGUUGCCAACAAAGUGGAUAAAUCUCAAUUUAGCCUGUUUCAAUUUGAGAAUGAACAAGAUCUCGUUAAAAUUUUUGUUGGUGGUCCUAUCUGGUCAUUAGCUUGGGCUCCAACAGUCAUCACAGAACAGCGGCAAUUCCUCGCAGUAUCGACGCACCAGGAUAUGGAAACAGUUUACACAAGACAAAAUACAGCACCACAUGCUGGGUUGAUCCAGGUCUGGGAGUUUCCGUGCUUGAGCAAUCUUGACGGAAAUGCUGAAAAUCCAAAACUUGUCCUUGGGAUCACCCACGAUUAUGGCACAGCAUGGACUAUGGAAUGGUGCCCUGCUACAAAGUUUGACGGAAUAAUCGGCCUCCUCGCUAUCGGUUUUUCUUGUGGAAUCAUAGCAGUAUAUUCUGUGCCCCUCCCAGAAAACAUGCCAGGAAAUACUGCAAGACAUCCUCUGUAUAAGUUUGAGCCCCGUAUCACUCUGAACUUGCCAAUGGGGGACAAAGCACAGUGCACACGAGUAGCAUGGCAGCGCGUCAAACCUCACAACAUUUUAGCAGCCAGCUUCACUAAUGGUUUUGUUGGAGUUUGGAAUUUGGAUACAACUUCCCCGCUACUGAAACAGGAUGACUCUUUGCUUCCCUUUCAAGUUUUCCAAGCUCAUCACACUGCAAUUACUGGCUUACAGUUUGGAGUCUUGGAGAAUAACCGCUACCUUGUAACUUGUGGUACUGACAGAGUUGGCAUUUGUUUGUGGGACCUGAAGAAUGUAACAACCCCUAUCUUCCAAACACAGAUUGGUCUCUACCGUACCAAAAUCAGAAACAACAAUAUGAUAACAGACCUUGUUUGGCCGAACCAUUGGCUGACACUGAUCUCCACCUCAGAUGACGCAUUCAGCGCUGGCUCUGCAGCUCAAAUGAACGCCUUGCGAGAUUUCAACUAUACUGUUGAGAUGUUGAUCCCUCAAACAGCAGUGAAUUGGAGCGUUUCAUACUGUGAAUGGACGGGGAGUAUUGCGGUAGCUUCUGGUGAUGGUGACGUAACAAUGUAUGCGCCUGGGCAGCUUCUACGCCCGAUAGACACGAAGCAUCGCAAUAUCAAAAGGCGUAUAAUGAGGACAGUCAUUGUUUAUAAAGACUCAGGCAGUCCUAUUAAAGUGAAGACCAAAGCAAAGGUGAGACCCUUCCAAGAAAGGCCAUCGACUUAUGAAGAAUCAGCCUCACAGUAUGGUGUCAAGUUUGUUCCUGAGUUAGAGGAGUUCAAACUUUCGGCCAGUGCAAAUGAGCGGCAAGUGCCCAAAAAUGAAAUCAACCUAUUUCCACUGAGUAGUGUCAAUAAAGUUGCAUGGAAUCCAAAUUGUCAAAGUUUCUUGUGGCUUGCAAUGGGGUACCAGAAUGGAUUCCUGUGUGUUUCUCGGAAGAGUUUAGUUUUGCCUUCCAUCCUACAGAAACAUUACUCCGAGCUCUAGUUGCGAGCAUCAAGUCUAGUCAUUUUUUUGUUUUAUCUCAUAACCACUAUAUUUUUUGCUGGAAGCACAGGGUUGUAGACUUUCAACGAUCUUUCAUUUUAUUGCAAUGCCCUAUCCUUAGAAUGUGGAUAAUUUAUCAUAACUCGGUUCGAUUUGGGGUAGGGGAGAUUUACUGAGUCAGGCGAGUUGCUGAUAUCAAGAGUUUUUCCAUUUUUCAAAAGGUAUUUUGUAAUUUUGCACCCUAAUGUCAAGGAAUAAUUUAUCAUGUACUGAUUUUAGGUACUUUAUCAAACAGUACAUUUUUAUUUGAAGCAAUCGUAUCUUACGUACAACACAACUACUUACGUACCAACACACAACUACUUAUGUUACAACAAAGAAGUUUCAUGCUAACUUUAGAUGAUUUCGUGUAUCGCAACUUUUUUUCGUCACUUAACAAUAUUUUCAUUUGAUGGGGAAGAGAAAUCUUUUGUUAGGUAGAAAUAGUGAUAGUUUUGCAUUCUAUUAUUGCAUAAUUGAUUCGGAAAAUUUGAUCCUCUCUUAAAAAAUGCGUGUUGUUCUUAGAAAUGUUUUCAUCUCACAGAGUAUCCUUAGUUUUUAAAUAUUAUUUUAGCCAAAGAGAAAUGUUUUCCUUCUAUGAAAUUUUCAAACUUUUCUUGUCAAAUCUGACAAAAGCAGAGCAUUAAAAAUGCCAAUUUUUGCCCCUUACAUUGUCUUAUGCAUACAACUGUGUGUGAAGUGUCUCAUAUGAAAUUUCUUUCAUGUACUUCUAUAAAUUAUUGUCAUCCCAUCAGAGAAAAAUUUUAUUAAGAUUUUCUUAAGAUUUUGCUACUCUUCAUCACUGUCGGUCUGUCAUUGGCAACUUGGUUCUAAAGCCGCAAAUCAUAUACAAAAUUCCCCUGAUCACAAUUGUUUUAUGCCUUAAAUAAUAAUUUGUGGAAAAUAAGCUCCUGCUGUUGAAUAAUGUUAUUUGUUGUUGCAUUUGGACUAUAGUUCACAAGAGAAAUUAUUAAUAUUUCUGGCUCAUUCCUAAAAAAGCACCUAUAUGCAUAGGAAAAGUAAUGGUAUGCAUGCUGUUUCAUAAAUGAGACAAAAAUAGUUUGAUGGCCUAAGUGCAAGACCACAUACUCCAUUGCGAUGUCUCAAAAUUUCCGCUCCUAUUUUAUUUUUUUCAAACAGACUUUUUAGCUUGACAUUCAUACAGAAUAUUCUGCUAAAUGAGAACAUAUAUGGAGGAAGUUUUCAAAAAAUUAAGCUGACAAGUUUUCCAAAGAAAAAGUAAAAUAUGACAGGAAGUCUGCGACGUAGCAGACGGAGGUACAAGGUUUUGCUCUUUUGCCAUUGAGUUGUUCCAUUUUGGAUAAUGUAGUCUGUUUGUCUUGUGAUUCAUUUGUAAAUAUGUACAUACAAAGUUUUUAUUUGAAAGGAGUGACAUUUAUUUUCCCAGUGAGAGGACUCGAGUAUACUGAGUCUAUCAAAGAGUAAUUUUGUCAACUAUGUAUUACCCAGCUAAAAGAGGUGAUGACUCGGAAGUGUUCAGUAACAGCAACCAGAAUUAAUUGUUUACAGAUUAUUCCUGUUAAUUUUGAUGUCACAAGUAUCUGCUGUUAUAUUAUUAUCCUUUUCAAUAAGAAGUUGUAAAAAGUUAAAAAUGUAAAGAAGUUAAUUUUUAACAAAAACUAUGCACUGUGUUCAGAGCCGAGUAAACUGUAACUCGGAGGACCUUGAAGAAGCAUUUUUUUCUUGUAUUCUUAUCCCGCUUGUUUCUGAUUGCAAAUGUUUUUCUUCAUACGUAUUUAAAUUUGUAAAUUCUGUAAUUUUUGUACCUCCUGUAGAUGCCCAGUUUUCUAAAAUUUUUCAGUGACUUUGACUCUCUGUGCAAUUUUGGACUUGUUAUAACUCAGAUAUUUAUUUCCAGUGUCUUACCUCCAUGAGUUUAAAAGGUACAUGUUAUUCUGGAAGAUAAAUGUAUGUGCCUACUGCAACCUUUCAUUAGUAUUCAAUAUAAUUUUCAAAAAUUCUUCAAUAAAUAGCUUAUCAUCACAAAAGAUCCUGCACAGAAAACCGGAGUCUGGCAAUAGCUAAAUUGCCUCAUCAUUUGAUAUGAUGUUCUCCUGAGGUGAAGAACACCAUGCCCAUUAAUAAUGAAAUUUAGCUGGAGCUGAAUCCUAUGAUUUUUCGCGCAGGAUCCCUCUAAAUCUGUUCUAUUUGUGACAAACUUUCAUCAGCUUGCAUUCAAAAUUUUAAUUACAAUGUUUUGAAAAUUGAUGGAGAAAAUGUUGUCAAAAUGGUUGUUUUUAAGUAGUUAUUCAAGACGAAUAUUCUAAGCAUUGUCUGCUGACCUGUCACAAGCCUGUAGGAAUUUUCUUUUUUUUUGCAUUUAUUAGCGGAUAGGCCUGUUGCCUCAAAUCGCAUUGCCUGAACUUUCUAUCAUUUUAAGUUUUUUAGAAGUGAACUUCUAUUUUCUCCUCUUUUAAAAUUUAGGUCUAAGUGCAUAAUAAAUUUACAAAGUGGAAGGUCGUUUGUAUAUAUUUUUUACCUGAACUAAUUGGAGUAUUCAUUUUUUUACAUCUGAGCAGUAUCUGUUUAUACCUAAUUAUUUGUAAAUUUUUGUGAUAUAAUAAAAUCUGUAAUCUUUUGUUA